This is a messenger RNA of Gongylonema pulchrum, 579 nucleotides long. The record is from the annotation of a GenBank genome assembly. NCBI's taxonomy places the organism in Eukaryota, Metazoa, Nematoda, Chromadorea, Rhabditida, Gongylonematidae.
AUGAUGAAGCAGACCAGUGCUGUUUUGGGUAAUCGGUAUCAUAAAGGCCCAAACUGGAUUAAUUUGUGCAGAGGUGGAAAAUUGACCAAAUAUCUUUUCUGGUUGUUAAUUGCCUUCCUGGCCGGCCUUACUAUCCGCGACGUCAUACAGCUGUGUGCACAAUUUGCGGAUGAUCCGAAGCAAACCGAAUUCAAAAUGAUUUUCAAUGAAUCGAUGGUCAUGCCAAACCUAACAAUUUGCAUAUCAAAGGAGCAAGCUUACAGUCACUUUAACCUCCGCAACUUGAGUAGCAAUGCUACUGCAUGGGAUCUUAUUGUCCAGGAAAACUUGGCAAAUAUGACGGAUCGUGAGAGUUUUUUAAAUAAUACUUGGGAUUCUCGAAUUGCCAUUGAAGCAUACGAAGUAAUCGCUGCAUUAAGCUCUAUGGAGCGUGAAACGACCGCUCACGGAUUGGUUCAUGCCAUCAGCAGUUUCCGAACGAAUCCAGCUUUUCAGGAGAAACGAAAACUAGUCCAGGUCUUAAACGUUAGAAAAAUAUCAGUGGCCGUAACUCAAACAUCGAGUUCUCUAACUUACUAG